Messenger RNA from Fopius arisanus, 710 nucleotides. RefSeq lists its product as uncharacterized. The transcript has 5 exons. NCBI's taxonomy places the organism in Eukaryota, Metazoa, Arthropoda, Insecta, Hymenoptera, Braconidae. The record is from RefSeq and is a predicted model, not a curated record. Bases 18 to 578 code for a protein of 186 amino acids.
CAGCGCCAAUUUCAAAGAUGCAUGGGACACUUACCAUGGUAUUCACAAUUUAUUGUCUCAUCACAACGUGCGGAGUUAAAACCUUUGGGAUAAUAUUAUUUAUCUACUCCAGCUAUUUCAAAAUUUUCUGGUGUUUUUUCUUCAGUGUCGUCGUAAUGUCGAUUUUUGUUAUUUAUGCCAGAGGGAGGGACGAGCUGAAGAGAACGAUUGUCAAUGGGGAGCCAUUGGAGGAGACGUUUGACGAAUUGCAGAUGUUCGAAGAAAUCAGAUGCAAAUUGACGAGUUUGACUGCAGACCUGAAGUCCAAAGGAAUAUCGAUACAUGCGGUGAAAGUGCUCGCGAAAUUCGCCACGGGGAUGCUUGCGAGAAUGGAAAAUGAUCGAAGAGUCUCAGCAAAUCAAUGCACAAAAUCCGUGAAGACUCUGAUGGAGAGUCUUCAAUCAAUGGAAAAUGAAGUCAAAGAGUUGCAGGGAGAAAUUCUCGACAUGUCGGAGAGGAGAGUGGGUUUCAAGGAUUUAUUUUCACAGAGAUCGACGGAAAAUAUCUCUGAGAAAUCAAUCAACUUUCCGAGAAAAUAGAAAAUCUAAUUCUCUAUUUUUUUCUUUAUACGUAAAAUAGUUUAAAAUCGCAACUCAACGAUUUCUUCAAGGAAUUCUACAAAAAUUUUAUAAGAGUUUUUAUUUCAAUUUUAUUUAAAAACUAUUCGUUUU